Molecule: messenger RNA, 1464 nt
Organism: Wallemia ichthyophaga EXF-994
Lineage: Eukaryota; Fungi; Basidiomycota; Wallemiomycetes; Wallemiales; Wallemiaceae
Product: GRIP domain-containing protein
Exons: 4
Coding region: 1-1464 (487 amino acids)
Biological process (GO): Golgi organization; endoplasmic reticulum to Golgi vesicle-mediated transport
Cellular component (GO): Golgi apparatus
Molecular function (GO): small GTPase binding
Source: RefSeq, a predicted model, not a curated record
AUGGCUGAGAAUGCAAGCCACAGCCAGGAGAUAGAAGCGGGCGAGGAGAGUGGUAUAGCGGAGCCCGACCAGGACCAGGAGCGGUCAAAGGAGCCGACGACAGAGCGAGAUCAGAAGGCAGAGCACACACAGCACGCAGCAGACAAUGAUAGCAUCAGCAAUACCACCAACGACAGCACCAGUAAUACCACGAACGGCACCACCACCACGACGACCACCACAACGAAUGCCGCCUUGCAAGCGCAACUGUCCGCUCUUCAAAGCGACAAGAACAAGCUCGAAGCACAAUACCGGAGUCUAUUAGGCAAGUUAUCGAGUAUGCGCGAUACGCUCGGGUCGAAGCUCCAAGAAGACGCCGAGGAGCUAGACCGGCGCGAGGCACAGAUAGCGGAGCUGCAGACGGGGCUAAAUGUGGAGCAAGAGCGAGCGUCAACAGCUGAGCGGCAGCUGCGGGAGGAAGAGGACCGCAGUGCCGGUCUAGCGAGUGAAGUGGGAGUAUUGCGCUCGCGUAUCUCCUCUGCGGACAGAACGGCUCAGGAGGCGGCAGAGGCGGGCGCCCAUGAGUCUGCUUCCCUUCACCGGAGACUACGCGAGAUGGAGGCUCAUCUCGAUCGCACUAAGGCUGAGAAAGAACAUUGGCAAGCUCUCGCUGAUGAGGAGCACUUCAGAGCUGAGCAAGCAGAAGAGGCAGGCAGUGAGGCUCACCUGCUCCUCGACUCGCGCACGAAGGAGUUGGACGCGGCGGGCGUUAAACUCGCUGAUUGCUCAGCAGCUCAAAGGAACGUUGAAGGUCUCCUUAGUGAGGCGCAGAUGGCUAAUCAGAAGGAGUUUGACGAGAUGAAACAUCACUAUGAGGCUCAGAUACGUGGAUUAAUGGAGAAGAGUGAAGAUGACGCGCGACAAGCGGCAGAUGCCAAGGCCAGUUUAGAGAUAUUCAGACAAGACGCUGAGCGGACACCUGGGCUGGAGCAGGAGAGCAAAGAGAAGACGCUUCUAAUAGGGAAAGUGAGGCAUGAGGCUGUCAUUCUCAAUGAACAUCUCACAGAAGCACUGAAGAGACUGAAAGAAUACAACACGUCAGACAGCGUGGAUCGCCAACUAAUAUCGAACAUCCUCCUCCAGUUCGUCACAACGCCGAGAAGCGACGGGAAGCGAUUUGAGAUGCUCACUUUGCUCGGGUCGAUACUGAAUUGGAAUCAGUAUGAGAGAGAGCAAGCGGGAAUUGUCAGAGGUGGUAGUGGAAGGUAUAACAACCCAUCUCUACCGAGCUCACCGUCAUCGAGCUACUUGAAUAGCGCUUUUCGCAGCCCCGCGAACCACGAUAACGCUUCGUUCGGCCAGCUGUUUGUAGAGUUCCUGCUGAAUGAGGCGGGUGAUGCACACGAAGAGACAGAGAAAGAAGAAAAGGAUAUAGGAAAACGUCCAAGAGGAUCAAGUCAUGUAGAGCGAAGAGAGAAUGAAUAA